GAAGGAGAUGUUUGAUGUGGAAUAUGAUGAAGGAGAAAGCACAUAUUUUGAUGAUCUUAAAGGAGAAAUGCAGAAAGAAGCACAGCUGAAUUACGUAGAAUUUGAAGAUCAAGAUGAUGAAGCCAGAGUUCAGUAUGAGGGUUUUCGACCUGGGAUGUAUGUCCGCGUUGAGAUUGAAAAUGUUCCCUGUGAAUUUGUGCAGAACUUUGACCCCCAUUACCCCAUUAUCCUGGAUGGCUUGGGCAACAGCGAGGGAAAUGUACACGUGCAGAUGCGUCUGAAGAAACAUCGCUGGUAUAAGAAAAUCCUCAAGUCCCAAGAUCCAGUCAUAUUUUCUGUAGGGUGGAGGAGGUUUCAGACCAUCCUGCUCUAUUAUAUCGAAGACCACAAUGGAAGACAGAGGCUUCUAAAGUAUACCCCACAGCACAUGCAUUGUGGAGCAGCCUUUUGGGACCCUAUCACUCCGCAGGGAACUGGUUUCUUGGCAAUACAGUCUGUCAGUGGCAUAAUGCCUGAUUUUCGGAUAGCUGCCACAGGAGUUGUCCUUGAUCUGGAUAAAUCCAUAAAAAUUGUGAAGAAAUUAAAGCUAACUGGUUUUCCAUAUAAAAUUUUCAAGAACACUUUAUUUAUUAAGGGAAUGUUUAAUUCUGCCUUGGAAGUGGCCAAAUUUGAAGAUGCCGUGAUUCGAACUGUCAGUGGGAUAAGGGGGCAGAUCAAGAGAGCACUCUGAGCUCCAGAAGGAGCUUUCCAGGCUUGCUUUGAGGAUAAGCUGUGGAUGAGCGAUAUUGUCUUCAUGCGAACUUGGUAUCCUGUUUCCAUCCCAGCCUUCUAUAACCCAGUAACAUCUUUGUUGAAACCAGUGGGUGAGAAAGACACCUGGUCAGGAACGUGGACCACGGGCCAACUCAGGCUCGCCCAUGGUGUCAGACUAAAGACAAACAAGGGCUCUCUGUAUAAGGUACUGGUCGUGUGUGUGUUAGUGGAGAUGAAGCCUGUGCUCUACAGACAGGGAGUCACACAGACACUUUUCUAUAAUUUCUUACGUACUUUGAAUGUUCAAGUAUAAAGUCUAACGUUAAAUUUGAUUGAACAAUUGUAUAUUUGUGGGAUAUUUUGGAAUGGAACACCAAAAAAUGGUAAUAGUGGUUCUUUCUGGAUUGAAGGAAAACUUUUCUUUUUUAAAAUAAAUUUUAUUUUAUAUAUUUGAGGUUGACAACAUGAUCUUAAAGGAUACAUAUAGAUAGUAAACUGGUUACUAUAGUGAAGCAAAUUAACAUAGCUACCAUCUCACAUAGUUAGAUUUUUGUUUGUGUGACAGGAACAGCUAAAAUCCACUUAUUUAACAAAAAUCCCAAAGACAAUAUAUUUUUAUUAACUGUAGCCCUCAUGAUGUACACUAGAUCUCUAACUUGUUCAUCCUGCAUGUCUGCUACUUUGUAUUAUUUUAAUGUACAUCUCCCCAUUUCCUAUUGGUCAUUUCCUAUUUGGCCCAUUUUUCAACUGGGUUGUUUUUCUGCUAUUAAGUUGUAAGAGUUCUUUACUGAUUUUUGGAUAUUAACACUUUAUCAGAUAUGUGGUUUGCAAAUAUUUCUUCCAGUCUGUAGGUUCCCCUUUCAUUUUGUUGGUUGUUCCUUUGCUGUGCAGAAGCUUUUUAGUUUGAUGCAGUCCUCCUUGUUUAUGUUUACAUUUGUAGCCUGGCUUGUGGUGUGAUAUCCAAAAAAUUAUUGCUAAGGCCAAUGUCAAGAGGCUUUCUCCCUAUGUUUUCUUCUAGGAGUUUUAUGGUUUCAGGUCUUAUUUGGGUCUUUGGUCUUGUAUCUGUUUUGAGUUGAUUUUUGUGUAUGGUGUGUAAUCGGGGUCCAAUUUUAUUCUUUUGCAUGUGAAAAUCCUAUUAUUGAAGAGACUAUCUUUUUUACCAUUGUGUUGUCUUGUUUGCCCUUGUCAAAAAUUAGUUGACAGUAUAUGUUUGGAUUUAUUUCAAAGGUCUCUGUUCUGUUCCAUUGGUCUAUUUUUUUGUUUUUAUGCCAGCACCAUACUGUUUUGAUUACUAUAGCUUUGUAAUACAAUUUUAAAUCAAGAGGUGUGAUGCCUCCAACUUUUUCUUUCACAGUUAUCUGUUGGCUGUUUGGGGUUUUUUGUGGUUCCAUAUGAGUUUCAGGAUUGUUUUUUCUUUUCUUUUCUUUUCUUUUUUUUUUUUGAGGCGAAGUCUCACUCUGUCACCCAAGCUAGAGUGCAGUGGCAUAAUCUUGGCUCACUAAAACCUCUGCCUCCUGGAUUCAAGCAAUUCUUCUGCCUCAGCCUCCCAGGUAGCUGGGACUACAGGCACGUGCCACUAUGCCCGGCCAAUUUUUGUAGUUUUAGUAGAGACAGGGUUUCACUAUGUUGGCCGGGCUGGUCUCCAACUCCUGACCUCAUGAUCCGCCCGCUGCGGUCUCCCAAAGUGCUGGAAUUACAGGCAUGAGCCGCUGUGCCUGGCCAGGAUUGUUUUAUUCUGUUCUGUGAAGAAUGUCAUCAGAACUUUGAUGAGGAUUGUGUUAAAUCUGUAUAUUUGCUUUGGGUAGUGUGAACAUUUUAACAAUAUUAAUUCUUCUGAUCCAUAAACAUAGGAUGUCUUUUCAUUUGUUCAUGUCUAAAUUUCUUUCAUCAAUGUUUUAUGGUUUUUAAGUGUACACAUCUCUCACCUUCUUGGUUAAAUGUAUUCCUAAGUUUUUGUUUUUCUUUGAUGCUAUCGUAAAUGAGAUUAUUUUCUUGAUUGCUUCAUCAGCUAGGUUAUUUGUAUACAGAAAUGCAACUGAUUUUUAUAUGUUGAGUUUAUACCUUGCAGCUUAACUGAAUUGAUUUAGUAGUUCUCACAGUUUUUUGUGGAAUCUUUGGAGUUUUUUACGUAAAGGAUCUUGUCAUCUGCAAAUAGAGAUAAUUUUACUUCUUUAAUUUAGUUGCCUUUUUUUUUCCUCAUCUGAUUGCUCUUGCAAGUACUCUAUUGAAUAAAAGUGAUGAGGCUGGCCAUCCCUAUCUUGUACUCAAUCCUAGUGGAAAAGCUUUAGUUGUUCCCCACUAACUAUGAUUAGACUGUAGGUUUUUCAUAAAUGGUCUUUAUUAUGUUGAGGAACUUUCCUUCUAUACAUAAACUAUUAAGAGGUUUUAUCAAGAAAGGUUGCUAAACUUUGUUAAAUGCUUUUACUGCAUCAAUUGAGGUGACCAUGUCAUUUUAUCUUUCAUUUUGUUAAUGUGAUAUAUCACAUUGAUUGAUUUACAUAUUUUAAACCAGCCUUGCAUGCCAGGGAUAAAUCCCACUUAAACACGAUGUAUAAUGUUUUUGAUGUGUUGUUGAAUUCUAUUUGCUAAAUUUUUUUUAGGAUGUUUGUAUCAGUAUUUAAUUUAUUGGAGAAGUUGACCUGUAGUUUUUGUUUGUUUGGUGUGUGUGUGUGUGUGUGUGUGUGUGUGUGUGUGUUUUGGUUUGGCUUAGGUAUUAAGGUGAUACUGGCCUGGUAAAAUGUGUUUGGAAUUAUUUCCUCUCACUCUGUUUUUGCGAAGAGUUUAAGAAGUAAACUCCCAGGGUAUGGGAGUGACUCUGGACAUGGGAGUGACAUGAUAGUGACUCUGGACCCUGCAGUGGUGGGACACAGCAGCAUCUCAGUCUCUGUAAGGCCAGGUGCAGCAUCAGCAAGGACCCCAGAAUGGUGGAGCACUACUGUGGCUUGGGCCCUCGGGGGCAGGGACCAGUGCAGCAACUACUUCUCUCCCUGGGGAGGCAGGUGCCUGGGCAACUCAGAUUCUCCAGGGCUAGUCCAAUUCCAAGGAAGCAGGGUUCUACAGUUGUUUGUCCUGAAGGGCAAGGUACCCCAGUUCAGCCAAUGCCAUUUUCCUGGGAUAUGGGGGUGCCAUGUUGGCUCAUCCCUGGCAGGUGUGGCUGCUCAGCUCAGCCAAGACACUGAUUCCCUGUGAAGCAGGGCAGUGCUUCAGCUCUUGUGCAGUGGGGGGUGUGACUGCUCAGACUGGCCAAGGCACUGAUUCCCUGGAAAGCAGGGCACCAAGUCAGCUCAGGCUCCAAGGGGCAGGGCGCAAUGGCAGCUGGGAGGGGAGGGGCACAGCAGCAUGGCCCCACAGGUGAGGUGUAUGCUGUGAUGUGGACAUCAUUUGUUCCCACCAGCCAUUUGAAAUUUCAUCCAUUUGAAAUUUGAUUCCAAAUGUGGUGGUGUGGGAGGUGGGGCCUAGUGGGAGUUAUUUGGGUCACAGGGCAGAUCCUUUAUGUAUAGAUUAAUGCCUUUUCAUGGGACUGGAUUAGUUACCAGGAGUGGGUUGUUAUCAGAGUGAGUUCAGCUUCCUAGAAUCUCAUGUUUCCUCUCUUGCCAUGUGAGCCCCUUGCAAACACCUGUUUCGCCUUCCACUUUCCCCAUGAGAUGAAGCAGCACAAGACCCUCGCCAGUUGUGCUGCCCGAUCUCGGACUUUUCAGACACAAGUAGGGUGAGCCAAAUAAACCUUUUUUAUAAAAUAAGUUACCCCGAGUCUCAAGUAUUCUGUUACAGCUACACUAAAUGGCCUAAGACAGCGUAACAGCGGCUUGGGGGUGGUGGGCCACUAGGUGGGUGUGAUAUAGAGCAACAAAGCCUGAGGAUGGAAGAAGGGUGCGGUGGCUGCUCACCCUGGGUGGGAUAUGCUCCCGAAGUGGUCCAGGUCCAGGAGGGCACGUUGCAGCAGCAGCUGGUCCAUGGGGGUGGGGCACAAUGUCAGUUCCUUCUCUGAGGGGAGUGCUGGGGCUACUGGGCCCCUCUUGCUUCCUUAUCCCUGCAGGGAGACAUCCCCUCUGCUUCAGGCUGAUCCCUCUGGAGGAAUGGGUGGUGGGGGCCAGAUGUUUCCUUCCCUCCUUUAUGUGACCGUCCUGUUUCCCGGGCUCUACUGGAUUUCUGCUACUCCUUGAUGCACUCUGGGGCUCUCCUUUAGUGACUUUCAUCAAAAUAUAGCUGUUUGCUGCUUUGGCUGUCUUUGUCAGGGGAUGAGUGCAAGGGGCUAUUGAUCAGCCCCUUGCUGGUAUCACUCCCUCUUAAACUUUUCACUGGAUACUCUUUUGAACUAUUUUUUCCUCCACCAUAUACAUGUAUUUUUUAAACGUUAAUGUGCUAAUUUCUACUGAAGCAAUAUGGAUUUUUUCUGAAAGUUUUAAUGUUUUAAUAAGCUUUUUAUUGAAAUGUUAAUGUACAUACAGAAGAGUGCCCGAAUCUUAAGUGUGCAUCUAGAUGAACUGUAGCACACCAGGCUGCCAUGCCAUGGACCAAGCAGUAGCCUUGACCUGUGGCCUCUCCCAGGCACUGCUGCCCCAACCCACAAAAUAGCUACUUUCCCAGUUCCUGAUGUAGAUUUGUUCUGCCUGGUUUUGACUUCUAUAAAAUACAGCACAUUCUAUUUAGCCUGGCUUCUUUGGUUCAGUAUUACAGAACACAUCCAUGUUCUUGUCUAUGGCAGACAUUGAUUUAUCGUCAUUGUUGAGUUCCAUUAUAUGACUGUGUCACCAUUUUUCCAUUGAUGAGUAAAAUGAUUUCCUAUUUUUGGCUGUUAUCCCACGGCCCUGAAGACAAGGUCUGGAUAUGGGACUUGCAGGUAUGCAGGGGCACACACACUUCUGCUGGAGGAUCCCUGGGUGGGGUGGAGACUCCAGGGCACCUGUGCUCUGCUUCAGUGUGGAGGCUUCUGUGUUGUGUUCUGGGAGCACAGUGGCUUGGCCUCCGCCACCAGCAGCAGCUUAAAGAGUUCCUGCUGUUCCACAUACUUGCCAACAAUUGGCCUCUUCAAUUUUUUUUUUUUUUUUUUUUAGGUUUUCAGUGCCUGCCUGGACUUGUGUUUUCAUUUAGAUUUUGGUUUCUUAGAACUUUCGUUAUUCUCUUCACAGCUUAACAAUGCAUUUGAAAAGAUUUGUUUUCAUGUGGAUUAUUCAGUUUUGUAAUAAGAGGGUUGUUCAAGGCAUCAGUCUGCCACUCUGCUAGAAACAGAAUUCUCCCAGGCAUUUCUUUUUAUACAAAGUACUUAAUGAAAUUUUGAACCAUCUUACAUGAAUUUUUAUUAAAAUACACUUCAGGAUGUGGUGCCCAUUAUCCAUUCGACUCUUUUGUAACAAGUAGAUUUCUCUGAAUUCUUGAAUUUGAAAACAAUUUGGGUUCCUAAACAGAGAAUAUGGAAUAUUAUUGGGGAUGAUGUCUUUAAUAAUACAUUUCAGGAUAGGAGAAACUUUUUCUAUAUAGUUGACUUUAAUAAAAGCCUAGGGCAAAACUGUCAAUAUAUUAACAGUAUUUAUGAGGCAGUUAAGAAUUUUGGUCAUCUCCGUCUCCACUAAAAAUAUAAAAAAUUAGCCAGGUGUGGCGGCGGGUACCUGUAGUCCCUGCUACUUGGGAGGCUGAGGCAGGAGAAUGGUGUGAACCCGGGAGGCGGAGGUUGCAGUGAGCCGAGAUCAUGCCACUGCACUUUAGCGUGGGCAACAGAGCGAGACUGCGUAUCAAAAAAAAAAAAAAAAAAAAAAAAAAAAAAGAA
Pan troglodytes (chimpanzee) is the source of this 6517-nucleotide messenger RNA. RefSeq names its product ribosome biogenesis protein BMS1 homolog. Gene Ontology annotation, biological process: ribosome biogenesis; endonucleolytic cleavage of tricistronic rRNA transcript (SSU-rRNA, 5.8S rRNA, LSU-rRNA); maturation of SSU-rRNA from tricistronic rRNA transcript (SSU-rRNA, 5.8S rRNA, LSU-rRNA). Lineage: Eukaryota; Metazoa; Chordata; Mammalia; Primates; Hominidae. Gene Ontology annotation, cellular component: 90S preribosome. Gene Ontology annotation, molecular function: GTPase activity; GTP binding; U3 snoRNA binding. The transcript is spliced from 7 exons. The record is from RefSeq and is a predicted model, not a curated record.